CAGAGUUUGACUCGUUGAAUAUCAUCACAAACACGCGAUGAAAGGAUUUGACCUUGACACAUGCGCGUGCCUGAAGGUCAUGUACUUGGUACUCACCUGUAGAUGGCUUGCUCUACCUGAGACUACAGCUCAGUACACACACCAAGGCGACCACUUCCUCCUCCAGAUCCCCUACGUCACACGGACUCAGCUGGACCUCUACCCCCUGACCCUUGACCCCCACCCCUUUGACGUAAACCUCUACACGACCCACCUAGAGACCCCUAUCACAAUGGAGCUGCGGAUCGAGAGAUCAAAGGUCAACAAGUUCACGGUCAACGCGACUGACCUACGUAUGCAGUCAGGCAGUACCUGGUCGUUGACCUUGAAGAGCCGCGGGGGUCAGAAGUUCGUGCUGUUCGUCCACGCCCUGUCCCCAGCCCGGGACACGGUCCUAAGCCAGAUGCUGGCAGUUCCAGUUGAGGCUUUCGGUCUGCUAUACAUCGUCCGUCCUCCCAAUCACCACGCCAGUAUCGUGGUAGUGGCGACAGAAGAUGACACUAACAUAAUCAGCAGAGUACAAAGAAUCAGAGGAUUCGACAAUGCAUAUGACCCUGAACGACUUAACUUUAUGUUAAGAAGGGAAGAGGCCUACACGCUGACCUUGAACUGCCGCCCCACGUCGCUAGACAACCACGUCAUUCGAGUGUAA
Messenger RNA from Physella acuta, 691 nucleotides. RefSeq lists its product as uncharacterized. NCBI's taxonomy places the organism in Eukaryota, Metazoa, Mollusca, Gastropoda, Physidae. The record is from RefSeq and is a predicted model, not a curated record.